Messenger RNA from Xiphias gladius (swordfish), 4574 nucleotides. Its product is annotated as corticotropin-releasing factor receptor 1-like. Gene Ontology annotation, molecular function: corticotropin-releasing hormone receptor activity; corticotrophin-releasing factor receptor activity; corticotropin-releasing hormone binding. Gene Ontology annotation, biological process: cell surface receptor signaling pathway; adenylate cyclase-activating G protein-coupled receptor signaling pathway. The coding region runs from base 700 to 2052 and encodes 450 amino acids. Gene Ontology annotation, cellular component: neuron projection; plasma membrane. The record is from RefSeq and is a predicted model, not a curated record. Lineage: Eukaryota; Metazoa; Chordata; Actinopteri; Istiophoriformes; Xiphiidae. The transcript is spliced from 14 exons.
GAGUUAUUCCUCGGUCGCGUCGGAUCCUCCUGACAAAGUGGCACAACGUGGGCGGCGCGUCGACGAGGCGAUGUAAACCAGCGCAGCGGCUGCACGCAGGAGUCGGAGGCUGGAUACGAAGCGGUGGCGCACGGCGGCGUAGCUCGGGGCGACCUGCGGAGUGAACCAUGCGUGCGAGAGGAGUUCUGGUCCGGGGCCAGCUCUGAAGGGUACGGCGGUGCCCGUCUGAUGGCGCGCGGUGGAUUCAGGUUUCCAGCCCUGUAACACAAACUGACGGAGCGACUUCAUCUGAGUGCCCCCCCCCCCCACCGUUCACGACGAGAUAACCCGGCCGAGCGGAGGGCACAGUUCAUCACCCGCAGGCCGGCGGAGACGUCGCUGCUCCCGGGCUUUCCGUCAGAUGAUCGUGACGGAACGUAGCCUCUGACAGCCCUGUCAUCUGGACAGCUCGUGUGCAGACCGACUGGUUUCUCUCUCUGGCUACGCGCCUCCGCUGUUGACAUUUCCAGCAGCAGCAGCAGCAGCAGCAGCAGCAACAACGACAGCACAUCUUUGGCACCAUCGCGACUUUUCUUGGCACAAUUAAACUCAAAGGAUCGUCGCGGUGGAGUGAGCUCAAGCGCAGGGAGGUGGAUUUAGAAAAAAAAAGAGAGUGGAAGAAAGAAAAAAAGAUUUCCUCAGGUCGAUAGAAGACAGUUAAUGACACGCAUGAAAAAUGGUGUGAAAGAUAAAGGUCUGGAAAUGCGUCGCGAUUGCUUCUUUCUGCUUGAGGUGUGCGCCAUCAUGAGCCUUCUGCCGUCAGCCUCUUUAGCAGAUUUGACAUGUGAAGCUCUGCUCAUGCUGUCAGGGAACUUCUCACUACAGUCCCUGGCCGCCUCCUGGAACCAAACCCUGAUCAACGCCACAGGUCAGUGGAGCGGCCCGGGACUCUACUGUGACACAUCCAUCGAUGGCAUUGGCACCUGCUGGCCCAGGAGCAGCGCCGGCCAGAUGGUGUCACGGCCCUGUCCGGAGAUGUUCUACGGUGUCAGAUACAACACCACCAAUAAUGUUUAUAGGAAAUGUCUUGCAAAUGGGACGUGGGCGUUGAAGGGGAACUACUCCAUGUGUAAGGCCAUACUUCACGAGGAGAAGAAAGGCAAGAUGCACUAUCAAAUAGCUGUGAUCAUUAACUUCCUGGGUCACUGCAUCUCAAUGGUGGCUCUGCUCAUAGCCUUCUUCCUCUUCUUGUGUUUGAGGAGCAUCCGCUGCCUGAGAAACAUCAUCCACUGGAACCUCAUCACCGCCUUCAUCCUGAGGAACGCCACCUGGUUCAUCGUCCAAAUGACCAUGAGCCCCGAGGUGCACGAGAGCAACGUGGUGUGGUGUCGCCUGGUCACCGCCUCCUUCAACUACUUCCACUCCACCAACUUCUUUUGGAUGUUCGGCGAGGGCUGCUACCUCCACACCGCCAUCGUCCUCACCUACUCCACCGACAAGCUGCGCAAGUGGAUGUUCAUCUGCAUCGGCUGGUGUAUACCAUUCCCUAUAAUAGUGGCCUGGGCCAUUGGGAAGCUCUACUACGACAAUGAGAAGUGCUGGUUUGGGAAGCGAGCUGGCGUAUACACAGAUUACAUCUACCAAGGUCCCAUGAUUCUUGUCUUAGUGAUCAAUUUCAUUUUCCUCUUCAACAUCGUGAGAAUCCUGAUGACCAAGCUGCGAGCCUCGACCACAUCGGAGACGAUCCAGUACAGGAAAGCUGUGAAGGCUACGCUGGUACUCCUCCCUCUCCUUGGAAUCACCUAUAUGCUGUUUUUUGUCAACCCCGGGGAAGAUGAGGUCUCUCAAAUCGUCUUCAUAUAUUUCAACUCAUUUUUGGAAUCCUUCCAGGGCUUCUUUGUGUCCGUUUUUUACUGCUUCCUAAACAGUGAGGUGCGCUCGGCUGUGAGGAAGCGGUUCCACCGAUGGCAGGAGCAGCACUCCAUCCGGGCCAGGAUGACCCAGGCCAUGUCCAUCCCCACUUCACCUUCACGGGUCAGCUUUCACAGCAUCAAGCAGUCCACGUCGCUAUGAGAGAGGAGGAUCCUCCAUUUUCCGCCACAUCGCUGGAGGACAUUAAAACGCUUUCUGAGCUGGGGCGAGGCGAGACUGCAUCAGUCUCCCAAACCUCAGGAGGGACAUUAUACACGAGACCUUCAGGAGAAAAUGGAUGCGGACGGGGAGUAAGGACACUGCAGACUUUAUGAAAUGAGAGGUUGGUGGAUCAAAAGAUGAGUUUGGAGUUUGGAUGUGAAUGUACAGCACUUCAUCGUCCGUCACCUUUGCCUGCCAUAGAAACUCUCUGUCGUAUUCCUGCUCGCGCCGUCUUACGUCAGUGAGAACUUGGAUCUCGUGCCACUGGACUACACCGAACUGGAUUCCACCCCAGCGGCCACUGGACUCGAGCGCUUCAGUGACUUAAGUUAUUGGAAAUGUCUUUCAAAUUUUAUUUUCUCUCUUUAUUUGUGAUUUUGUCGUCACAAACAGUAGUCGGAUCACAGUGUUUGUGUUAGCUCGGUGUUGUGCCGUCCUCCUCCGUGCUCAGUCAGCUCGGUGCAGCCGCGCUGCUUCCGUCAGCUUUCCAGAAGGGUUGAACACAUUCCAUUCCUUUCUACCUGGAGACUUUCGCUCCAAAAUGAUACGUCUACCCCCCAAAUGCAUUUGUGGCAUUCGCUGCUGUCAUUACAGUCGAGCACAUAAUGGGUCAGUAAUUUGUUUCCCUAUUUGGGAAUUUACACGAGAAGACAGAUACAACUCUCAUGUCUGCGUGUUGGGAAUGGAGCUAGAGACCGGAGGCACCCGGACACUCGCCUCCCGGCUCCAGACGUAACGUGGAAACCCGUGAGAGCGUUUCCAAUCUCUUCAGAAAGUAAGCCAGGAAGUGUAUUUUUCAAAACGUUGAACACGUUCCCUUCAGACACCUCCUCAUCAAAUCAUCAUUUUCUGUGGACAUGCUUCUCACAUAUGACCUGCUCUGGUCUCCACCAGCUCCUGAGGGAAAUCCCUGGCUCUUUAGCAGCUAAAUGCUCCACUAUGUUCACCAGCUGGUCUCCGACUGUUCCUGGCUGCUGGUUGAUCAUGAGCACAUGAGCAGGUAGUGGAUGGUGCGGUCCUUAAAAAUUUUUUUUUUUUAACUGAAAACCGCUGCCUGCUGCACCUGCAACUGAUGCUGAUGAGAGCAGUGAGACGAAAGACGAUGAAGAAGAAGAAAAAAAAAAAAAAUGAAAAAGGUCAGUAGAGCUGAGGAGAAGUGCAGAAUCAGGUGAUAAUGCUCUAUGAGUGACACCUUUCACAUUUGAGUUCCACUGACUAGCUUUUUCUUCAGGGUUGUACAUGUGUUGGUCAGUCAUAACAUAAGAUAUAUAAAGAAAGAAGAUGUGUGGAAGCUGCAGAAAAUGCUAGUGAAGAGAACCGGGAGUCGAGAUGAUUUUGAUCCAACUUCUACAGUAUUUACUUUCACAUUCAUGGAUGUAUAUUAUCAGGAACAAACCUCUCAGCUAAAUAAAGAGACUUACUCUUGUUGCCUCUCCACCAGCAAACCAGAUCCAGAGGAUCAUCAGCUGAGGCGGAGAAAUCCAGCCGGGAAGCCGUUGAUUCUCGUGUCUGCCAAGUGACUUUCUAGUGGCGUUCGGUCGACUUGAGGCAUGAGAUUCGAGCUGCGCGGUAACUUUGUUUACUGAUGUAAUGUAAAUAUAAAUUCUAGAGCGGGCUGUUAAAAUCCAGUGGAUUCGUCACAAAUGUAAACCAAAAAUAAAAAAAAGGAAUAAACAAGACAAAUCACACACUGUAAAUCAUAUGGGCACAUUAUCCAUGUGAUCAGCAACUCACAGUCCACAUUCCUACUAUACCAGUUUGCCUAGCACCUGUGCUUUUUUAUGAACUGCUAUUUUUGUCAAAUUGUAUAUGGACCUCAAAUUUUUGUCGCUCGGAAAUCACGUCUCUUUGUUUUUGGUUUUGUUAUUUUGUUUGUUUUUUUUCUUGUUUUGUUUUUCUCUUCUUCUUUUUUUUGUGUGUUUUUUUUGUUUUCUAUCCCUUUCAGGUGAUGUUUGAGCUCUGGUUGUGAUAAAAUGUCCGAUUAUUUGAGACAACAUCAUUUCACAUGCCACCGUGACGUGUGUUAUUCUGAUGUUACUCAUCUAUUGUAACUUAGCAUCCUGUGUAGCUGCUUCCAGAGUGAUUGGCGGUUUUCUCUUUGUGCUCAAAUGAAAGAAAACGCUAGUUGUCAUGCACCUUUUUUUGCCAUGUAAAGAAAGUUUCCCGACAAGAAAAGUUCAUGUAAUGUCAGUUUUUGUUUUUUUUAUUUUAUUUCAUUUUUUUAAUGCAGCAACCAAAAGUUAAAUGUCAGCAGAAAUACGUUGGUGACAUGUUUGUCAUUCCAGCACAGUAAAAAGCAUUUGGUCAAACAAAGAGAAACAGUCAUUGCAGCACUGAUUUCUCUGUAAUUCAGUGGUAUAUGUGGUGGUCAAUCAAAGUCACAGUGUAAUUCACAAUAUUAUUUAUUGUUAUUUAUUUCCAAUAUUGUUAUUUUCAUACUUGAAAAAAGAUGUCAAGAGAUA